Rhincodon typus (whale shark) is the source of this 4563-nucleotide messenger RNA. RefSeq lists its product as uncharacterized. Gene Ontology annotation, cellular component: nucleus; cytoplasm. Gene Ontology annotation, molecular function: transcription corepressor activity. The record is from RefSeq and is a predicted model, not a curated record. The transcript has 12 exons. Gene Ontology annotation, biological process: negative regulation of gene expression. Lineage: Eukaryota; Metazoa; Chordata; Chondrichthyes; Orectolobiformes; Rhincodontidae. Bases 384 to 4148 code for a protein of 1254 amino acids.
CCAUGACCAUCCCUUUGACAACCAGACAGGAGCCAACCGGAAAGCUGGAACCUGAGCCGAUUCAACAAUUUCCAGGGUGACAUUGGUUAUUUUUAAAUACAUAUUGGCUCUCGCCAUUAUAAAGUCAGUCACACGAUUAGUUCUAUAAUCUUUCACUUUCGAUUCUCAUCACGGAAGUACGUUUCCGAGCAAUGACCAGAGGACGAGUGGAGCUGUAAAGACCGUUCACCCUCAGAGGUGUCUCACAUCCUCCCUAGUCUUUCCCCAACAGACAGUGUUGACAGGACGCAAGGUUGAAGCUGUGAUUUCAGCCCAGCCAAGCCAGAAGGGAUAAUAGAAAUUGCAGAUGCUGGAAAAUCUGAGAUAACAAAGUGUAGAGCUGCAUGAACACAGAAGGCCGAGGAGCAGGAGAAGGGAUGGCAGGGUUCCCAGUGUUAGUGGAGGGUCUGCCUGUCGAGCUGGACUCUGUCAAAAGUAAACUCGCCAUUUAUUUCCAAAGCAAAAAGAGAUCCGGUGGAGGGGAAUGUGAGAUCAAAGCGCACAAAGAUCGGAGGAAAUUCUUGGUCUACUUUGAAAGUGAGCAGGCACAGAAAAACGUGUUGAAGAGUGAGUUCCACAUGGUACCACUGUUGGGCUCAGAGACUGUUCAGCUUCGAGUUAUAGGCUAUGAGUGCGAUAAUAGGAAAGAAAGUUCUGUGAGCCCCAAGAAAGUGACAGCACACUCCAGCAAAGAGCCAGCAAGAGAACAAAGCCAAUUACUGACCACUUCACCAGACCACAACACACAUGAACAGACGCUAACAAAAGGAUCUCAAAAUCAAGGAUCUUCAGUUCCAAUGGAAGGAUCAGUUCUAGAGCCCUACAACACAGAGGACAGCUGCCUCAGUCAGAUGCUGGUCAGCAGUGAUGGUCCAUUAGAUACAGAUGUUGUAGCAAUGUAUUUUGAAAAGUUUGCGUCAGAUGUGAAAAUCCAUGAAAAUGACGUAACUUCUUGGUUUGUAACCUGCUCAAGCAGAAACGAUUUGGAAAAAAUAAUUUCACAAAAACAGCACAAGCUGGGUGGCAAAACUCUGGAUGUGCAAUUAUAUGAUAGAAGGAAAGAAGAUGAAAAGUAUGAGCCCCGAACUUUUCUUUUGAAAGGUUUUGAUGUUAAUUCGAGAUUAGAUCAUAUUUCAUUGUACAUUGACAGUCUCAGUAAUAGCACACGGCAUCGUAUUGAACCUUUGCAGGAUGGUGAAACAGUGGUGAUCACAUUUGAGACUGAUAUAGAUGCCAACUCCUUUCUGAAGAAUUGUGGUCAGAAGCCAUUUGAAAACAGUUGCAUCACUGCCAAACGACUGGCCAAGACAAAUUCAGUGCAGAUAGAAGGAGUUCAGCCCAGUUUGAGUGAUGAUUUGCUCGACUUGUACUUUUCAAAUACAAAUCGCAGUGGUGGUGGGGAUAUCACUGAAAUCAUUGUUCAAAGACAUGCAGAGAAAGCUAUUGUUUGUUACCAAGAUCAUGAGGUGGUAAAAAGAGUCAUCGAGAGGGAGCAUUGCCUAAAGGGUGUUCAGCUAUCAGUUAUUCGCUAUUACCAUGAUCAGCAAUUAUCAUUGUGUGGAGGUAAUGAUCCAAAAUUCAAACUGCCUGAACAAUGUGGUAUUUGCAUCAAUACUGUUCUUCUGAACUACAUUGCAAACACUCGUCGCUGUAAACAGGAGAUAGAAGAAAUUGCAAAGAGUGUUUAUUGUAACAUUACAUUUACGGACUCUCAAAAUUCAAACCAAAUGAUUUUGAAGCCAUCUUUUGAUGCAAAUAUAUUGUUGUGCUACAAAAUUGCUAAGGACUGGAAGAAGCUGGCAGAAGAGGCAAUUCAGAAAUUCAUUGGGCAAUUCGACUUCAGGGACUUUCCAACAGAUAAAGAAUUGUGGGAGAAAGUGAAGAACAAAAGUAGGGGGCUGAAAGCACCUGGCAUUGAUGUUGUUUAUUCUUCUGCAGAAAACAAGAUUGUCCUUGUUGGCAAAAAAACUAACAUUUUGGAAACUUCCAAAGUCCUAGAGGGAAUAUUGGAAAAAGCAAGGAAAGAAUUAGAUAUCGAAAGAAAUACCGUUGAAGAGCAGGUUUUAUUGCAAAGUCUCGAGGAGUUGGAAUUUGUGCAAAGCCAUGUCAAAGCCACUGUUUCCUCUGUGGAAAUCGCCACCUGCAAAGCUCCCCCUACUUUAAAACUGAAAGGGCUGAAGGAAGACGUUUGCCAAGCUCACAAAAUCAUCAGCCAGUUUCAAUCACAGUUAGAGAGGAAGCCCCUCAAUCAGUCUUCAUGCAUGACGGAUUUUAUCAAAUCGUUAGACCUCAAGGAAUUUGUGCAAACUCACUUCAUUCAAAAUGGUAUAAAGGCCACAUUGGUGUAUGGACAAUCAGUUGAGCUCUUGGCUGUCAAGGCCGAUGUAAGUAAAGGGGAAGAUAAAAUAAAGCAACUUUUCCAGGAAAUUAGGAUUGACUUGACUCCACAACAAAUCAAAGUCACUGAAGUUGACAACUGGAAAAGGUUCCUUGAUGAUUUAGAAGUUGACAUGAAGUCAAACACUGCAGGCUGCAGAAUCAGAGAGGAGAAGAAUCAGGGCACCAUAUUAAUUGUAGGAUAUUCCAACAUUGUUGUUGAUGUUGCAAAAAUGAUAAACAAUUACCUAGACAAUAAGGAGGUGAUCACACAAGUUAUUUCUGCCACAGUAAUGCAGGUGAACUAUAUGGAAAAUUGCUUCACUCUUUCAGAACUACCUGAAAUUCAAAACAAAGACAUCAUUAUAUCAUAUAUCAGAAAGCCUUCUCCAGGUUUAAAAAUAUCUGGUACAGCAGAGCAUAUGAAUGAGGCAGUUUCUGCUAUUAAGGAUAAGUUAUCACAAAUUCAGUCAGCAACGUAUACUUACAACAAGCCAGGAGAGGCCAAAGCACUGUCUAAACACAAAGAUAUCCUACAAGUCAAGGCCAGAGUUUGUGGAUGCAUAUUGUUAAUUGAAACCAAGGAAGAGUGCCAGAGUUUGUCAAGCCACCCACAACCUAUUAUGUUACAACAGAAACAAACCCACAUGCCACCAAUACUACCUCCCCAAGUUUCUACGCCAGCAGCAGCAGGAAUACAAAUAUGUGGGAUAACAAUAAAUCUAAAAAAAGGUGAUAUCACCCAGGAAAGUACAGAUGCCAUAGUAAAUUCUACCAACAACAAUUUAAACUUAAAUACUGGUGUAUCUGGUGCAAUACUAAAAGCUGCAGGCAGUUCUGUGCAAGAUGAAUGCGAAGCACUAGGUGAAGCAAAACUGAAUCCUCAAGAUAUUGCCAAUGCACUUCUGGAUGCAAUAAGUGAUUACGUGGUGGACUUUGCUCAACCUUCGCUGUCUUUGAUAAGGAUUAUUUUGUUCAGUCCAUUGGUGCUGGAUUCAUUUCGCCAAUGUAUAGAGAAGCGUUUCAAACAUUCCUACUGUUCGAAACUUGAUCAUCCUCCAGCACAAACAGUUCUUCCAUUGAAACCUAUUGAUGCAGUUCGACCUAUUUAUCCAGUCAUUCUGGGGGCAACAAAGAAUUUCACUGCCACAGUUGAGAUAUAUGGUGUGACGAAGAAUAACAUCACUGAGGUUCAGAAGGAUGUUGAAGAUUUCAUCAAAGGCAACUGCAGCAGCCAAAAAAUAUCCAACACAGUUGCAGGUUGUUUCUCAGAUGACGAGAGGCAACGAAUCACAGAUCUCUGCGAAAAGUAUCAACUGAAAGUUGAAAUUCGGGAAAAGGAAAUAAUAAUAGAGGGAUAUAAUGUGGAUGUUCUGGAAUCCAUUGUAGAAGUGAACUCUAUGCUCCAUUUUGUCAAGGAAAGAGAGACUAGAAAGCAGGAAGAGAUUCAGCUGAAGAAAACUGUCCAGUGGGAAAUUAUGACUGAUGAAACAGCGCAGCCUUAUGAUCAAUGUUUAAACUACGAAAUUGAGAGAGCUUACUUGGAUAAAAAGAAAACCAUAGUUUGCAUGAAAAAUGGGAAAAAGUGCACAAUUGAUUUUGGUUUGAUGCAAGAAAAGGAUUCAGAAGGAAAUGUAGUGGAUAUUAAGAGAAGAGUCCUUCAAGGAGGUAUGUCAAAAACAAAUAGUUAUCUUUUUGGAAGUUGCAGCACACAUCAUGGUGAAUCCUCAUAAAUUACUUUAGAUUACUCACUGAUUUUCCCUCAGACUAUAUUUCAAAAAAUGGCGUGUUUCUCCUUUUGAGUAAGCCUAAAGUUAGAAUCCCUGGAUGUGGUAACUGCCCUACUGGAAGUUUGAUGGGGCCAUCACACUGCUCUAUCCAAAUUCUGAGGCCAGGAUUAGUUAAAGAGAGUGUCAUUUGUGUUUCAGCUCUGAUGGCUAUCAAGUGAUCCCAAAAAGAAAGUAAAGGCAUGUUGAACUUCAGUUGAUGACCAAAUCAGAUAUGGUGAUAAUGUUGAUGAACUUGCUGACACACUGCAAGUUCUUCUAAUUAAAGGAUAAUUAGUUGGAGAUUGUAGUGAAACUACAUUCUAUCUUGAGUAGAGAGAAGGAUCAAAAUAACAGACAAUGGUUGGGAUUGGGAGUGAGU